Molecule: messenger RNA, 1247 nt
Organism: Choloepus didactylus (southern two-toed sloth)
Lineage: Eukaryota; Metazoa; Chordata; Mammalia; Pilosa; Megalonychidae
Product: ribosome biogenesis protein BRX1 homolog
Exons: 2
Coding region: 7-1068 (353 amino acids)
Biological process (GO): rRNA processing; ribosomal large subunit assembly
Cellular component (GO): nucleolus
Molecular function (GO): rRNA binding
Source: RefSeq, a predicted model, not a curated record
GGCAAGAUGGCGGUGGCCAAGAGAAAACGGCGUGGAGGCCUGGUGAUCCAGGCCAAGAAGCCAAAAAGAAAUGAAAAAGAUGCCGGGUCGCUGGCUAAGCUACGAGAUGUGGCAGAGGAGGCGGAGGAAGAAGAGAGAGAUCGUAUCCCAGGCCCUGUUUGCAAGGGCAAGUGGAAAAAUAAGGAACGGAUUCUCAUCUUUUCUUCCAGAGGAAUAAAUUUCAGAACAAGACAUUUAAUGCAAGACUUAAGAAUGUUGAUGCCUCAUUCUAAAGCAGAUACUAAAAUGGAUCGUAAAGAUAAGUUGUUUGUUAUUAAUGAGGUCUGUGAAAUGAAAAACUGCAAUAAAUGUAUUUAUUUUGAAGCCAAGAAAAAACAAGAUCUUUAUAUGUGGCUUUCAAAUUCACCUCAUGGGCCAUCUGCUAAAUUCCUUGUUCAAAAUAUUCAUACCUUAGCUGAACUAAAGCUGACUGGAAACUGUUUGAAAGGAUCUCGGCCUCUUUUGUCUUUUGACCCUGUUUUUGAUGAAUUACCACAUUAUGCUUUGUUAAAAGAACUCUUCAUUCAGAUUUUUUGUACACCACGGUAUCAUCCCAAAAGCCAACCAUUUGUGGACCACGUGUUUACUUUCACCGUUUUGGAUAAUAGGAUAUGGUUUCGGAACUUUCAGAUUAUAGAAGAGGAUGCUGCUCUUGUAGAAAUAGGACCUCGUUUUGUCUUAAAUCUCAUAAAGAUAUUCCAGGGAAGUUUUGGAGGACCAACUUUAUACGAAAAUCCUCAUUACCAGUCACCAAACAUGCAUCGGCGUAUCGUGAGAUCCAUCACAGCUGCAAAAUACAAAGAGAAACAGCAAGUGAAAGAAGUGCAGAAACUGAGAAAGAAAGAACCAAAGACUGUUCUUCCACAUGAUCCCACUGACGAUGUUUUUGCUAUACCAGCUGAGGAAAAACCCAUAGAAAUACAGUGGGUAAAACCAGAGCCAAAAGUCGAUUUGAAAGCAAGAAAAAAAAGGAUAUACAAAAGGCAAAGAAAAUUGAACCAGAAGAUGAACAGGGGGAUUGCAAAAUGAAUCAAUGGAUAACUAAUUUGUUUUUCAGUUAUUUUAUAUUUAUUUUGUAUUCCAUGUGCAAAUACUUUCAUUUUCUAGAACUGUCUAAUAGCUAAUUGGUGUGGCAUUUAAAAGAAAGGAAAAAUAAUUGCCAAUGAUUUCUUUUGACUUCAGUGGUGUCUAUGUUUUUCUAAAUAAAA